Trifolium pratense (red clover) is the source of this 1176-nucleotide messenger RNA. Its product is annotated as transcription factor MYB13-like. The transcript is spliced from 2 exons. The record is from RefSeq and is a predicted model, not a curated record. Lineage: Eukaryota; Viridiplantae; Streptophyta; Magnoliopsida; Fabales; Fabaceae. The coding region runs from base 108 to 878 and encodes 256 amino acids.
ACUUAUCAUUAUCAUCUAUCAUAACUAAGUCAUUUAAUUAUAGAAACAUAACUAAGUCACUUAGUGAGUUUAAGUGCACUUGUUAAUUAAUUUCUCAAAAAAUUAAGAUGGUUAGAACUCCUAUUUGUGACAAAAGUGGAAUGAGGAAAGGAACUUGGACUGCUGAAGAAGAUAGGAAAUUAAUAGCUUAUGUAACUAAAUAUGGUUGCUGGAAUUGGCGCCAACUUCCUAAGUUUGCAGGUCUUGCAAGAUGUGGGAAGAGUUGUAGAUUGAGAUGGAUGAAUUAUCUAAGGCCUAAUAUCAAAAGAGGGAAUUUCACUCAACAAGAAGAAGACUUGAUUGUCAAAAUGCAUAAAAAACUUGGCAAUAGAUGGUCAACUAUCGCGGCGGAGUUACCUGGAAGAACAGAUAAUGAAGUGAAGAAUCAUUGGCAUACUUCUCUUAAGAAGAGAGUUCAACACAAUACAAUCACAAAUAUUGAAGAAACCAAAGUUACCAAAUCAAGAGAUGUUGCCAUUUUCCAAGUUACUACUACUCCAGCUAGUCCUCAAGACACCAAUAGCCCAUUAUCCCCAUUUUCAUCAUCAAGUGAAUUAUCUUCCACAACAUAUUCCAAUCACAGUUCCACUCAUGAUUUUGAUGAUUUUGGUUUUCUUGAUGGAUUUAUAGAAUCUAUGGAUCAAACUUUUUGGCUGGAUGACCUUUCCAUAAUUGUGCAAGACAAUGCUAGUUGUGAUUUUCAAAAUCAAGAUACUACUAAUUUAGUGUCUCCUUAUCAUUGGUCUAAUGAAAGUUUGGCAUUGGAUAAUUACAUUGCCAGCUUUCUAGAUUCGUACAAAGAGUCAACAGUUGAUAGUUUUUGGGCACAACCAUAUUAAGCUGACAUGUCCCACGUUCUAUACCACAAUCAUUGAGGUUUCGCAUAAUUUUGAGUGUUGUUAGUAGUAAUUUGGAAUUUAGGUGGAUGUAAUAUUUGUUAGUGUUGUGAUUAGGCUCGUGGCGCGCCAAUGGGCGUGUUUGUGUGCAUAAGGCAGAGCAGGCUUUGCCAGCAGUAGCUUGACUAGCAAGUUACCACUUGUAGUGUGUGUGCCUACUUGUAAGUGACUAUAUGACUUGUACUCCUAUAUAAGGCUUUGCCUAGUAAUGAAUAAACAAGAGAUUACCAUUUGGAAACAA